Acanthoscelides obtectus is the source of this 2406-nucleotide messenger RNA. Lineage: Eukaryota; Metazoa; Arthropoda; Insecta; Coleoptera; Chrysomelidae. The record is from the annotation of a GenBank genome assembly.
AUGUUGAUUUGGUUAGAAGAAUCAGACAAAAUAUUGGACCCUGCAGCAAUCGACCGUUUAAUUUCAGCAGAAUUUCCCGACCCUAUCGCGCAUGCCAACUUGCACGAAUUGGUCAAAGUACAUAUGCUUCAUGGACCUUGUACCAGUGCUCGAUGCUUAGAUGAAGAAGGAUAUUGCAGCAAACAAUUCCCGAAAUCUUUGCGUGAAGAUACCUUAUACAAUCCCUCUGGAUAUCCGUUAUAUAAAAGACGGCCAAUAGAAACACCUAUACAUAUAGGUCGAAGAACGGUAGAUAAUAGUUGGGUUGUACCAUAUAACGCUUAUCUACUUGAAAAAUACGAAGCUCACAUUAACGUGGAGGCUUGCUCUUCAAUGAAAAGCGUAAAAUAUUUACUUAAAUAUAUAUACAAAGGAUUUGAUAGAGCUCAAAUUGUCGUACGAACCGUGGAAGAAGACGGUCAAACAACAACUAUCCAGGAACCUAUGUACAACGAAAUUCAAAUGUUUCUGGACGUUCGCUAUGUUAGCGCGCCUGAGGCGAUGUGGAGGAUUUAUACAUUCGAAAUGCACGAUAUGUCUCAUGCUAUUAUUAAACUCUUUGUACAUCUUCCGAAUAUGCAACAAGUCUAUUUUAAUACAAAUAGUACCAUUCCUGACGUCGUAGAAAGGGCCGCAACACAACACACUACGUUAACAGGAUGGUUCGCCUUAAAUACCCAAGAUGAAGAAGCUAGACAAUACACAUACGUACAGAUACCUUAUAACUAUGUGUGGAAAAUAACACAAACAAGAAUCUGGGUAGAACGUCAACGUCAUUUUAAUCGUAUAAUUCCUAGAUUAUAUUUUGUACAUCCUAGAGAAGGUGAAAGAUUUUAUCUUCGUCAACGUCUUUUGCAUAAAACAGGAUGUAGAUCAUUCGAAGACAUUAGUACUGUACAUGGCCGUACGUACGAAACGUUCCGUGACGCUGCUAUUGCGAUGAACCUUCUCACGGACGAUAGUAUUUGGUUCACCAUGUUGCAAGAAGCUAUACACGUACAACUUCCACGAGCUCUUCGUCGUAUGUUUUCACAGAUGUUGCUGUUUUGUGAAAUCGAAAAUCCAUUAGCAUUGUGGGAACAAUUUAAAUAUCAUUUAUCUGAAGAUUAUAUACGACGCUUAAAUGAUAACGACCUAGCCUACAACUAUGCCUUGGCUUACAUCAAUCGAUACCUAGCACUACAAGGCAAAUCAAACAGAGACUUUCAACUGCUCUUACCCACUGAACCAGUAGAACACCUAAUCGAAGAUGAAUACGAUUAUGAUCAAUCAGAAGAACAAGAAAUUGCUAAUAGGAACAUUCCCCUUUUAAACCAAGAGCAACGACGUAUUUUUACCGAUAUACUUUUAGCCGUAAACGAAAAUGAAAGAGUUUCACAUCGUCUUUUCUUUAUUAAGGGAAUUGGAAGUGCAGGAAAAACAUUUCUAUUGAAUACACUACUGACUUACCUACUAGGAAAUAAUCACCGUUACAUUGCUAUCUGUUAUACAGGUAUCCCAGCCAGCUUACUGAAAAAUGGCCAAACGAUUCAUCCUGCUUUUAUGUUACCGGUUCCAUUUCUAGAAAAUUCAACGUCAAGGAUUCGCAAUCAGAGCGAUUUCAGGCAUUGCGCACCUAUCGUUCCAUUGGCCGGCAAAAAUGAAACUAUUUCUGCAUCAGUGAAAUGUUCCCAACUAUGGCAACACUUUGUUAAGUACGAUCUUCUUACGAACGUUAGAGCACUGCCACAGCAAAACGAAUUCAAAGAUUGGCUCAUGACCAUAGGAAAUAAUUCCGAAAUUUUACGUCACUUAGAAAAUGGCAGAGAUACUAUAGUCAAAGUUCCUAACCAUAUUAUUGUAGAAAAUGUUACUGAAAGCAUUUACGGUAGCAAUUUAAUUGAACACGAUUCCACACUAUUACAAAAAGCGAUUUUGUCUCCAAAAACUGCCAGGCAGAUCACGACAAUAUAUAGUGUUGAUAGUAUUAUCCGAGAAGACGAUACAACUGAAAAUGCUGCUGAUGAUUUAGAUUCCGCAUGUCCACAAGACUUUUUAAAUUCUUUGGAUGCUCCAAGACUUCCUCCCCACAUUCUUACAUUAAAGAUUGGUGCAGUUAUCAUUUUAACGAAGAAUUUAGAUCUAAAGAGAGGUUUAUGUAACGGCACACGCUUAUUGAUUCAUAAUUUACACGAAAAUUUUAUAGAAGCAAAACGAGUAGAAGACCCUAAUAAUGAACCUUCGAUCGAAUUAAUUUCCAGAGUUGACAACAUCGCUCUAAACUCUCUUGAUCUACCAGUCAACUUGAAAAGGAGACAAUUACCUGUACGUUUGGCUUUUGCAAUGACAAUUAAUAAAAGCCAAGAUCAAACUUUGAGCAGUGUAUGA